UUGCGACAGUAGUCGAGCGCUUGGCCGUGCCGGUCGGGGAGAGGCAAAGCUCAGCGUGGCUGUGAGGGGAAUAAGCCCGGCAUCGCCAUCGCCAUCCCGCGUCCUGUUGACACCUCCUCGGCCUGCGCGGUGAGUAUGUGAGGCGCAGCGGGCGGGUGGAGUGAGCGGACCGUGCCGAGCGAGGAAGCAAGCAAGGAAGGGCAAGUUGACGCCAUGACCGUGUUCAGGCUGACGACCCAGGCCUACUGCAAGAUGCUGCUACACGCCGCCAAGUACCCGCACUGUGCCGUCAACGGCAUCCUGGUGGUCGAGAGGUUCAAGAGGAAGGAGGGCCAGCCCGUGCUCUUUGUGGACUGUGUGCCCUUCUUCCAUGGCACCCUGGCCCUCGCUCCCAUGCUGGAAGUGGCUCUGACUCUGGUGGACUCUUGGUGUAAAGAAAAUAACUAUAUAAUAGCUGGAUACUACCAGGCAAAUGAACGCAUGAAGGACACCAGCCCAAACCAGGUUGCUGAGAAGGUUGCUUCUCGAAUCGCUGAAAGCUUCAAUGAUGCAGCCCUUAUCAUGGUGGAUAAUCAUAAAUUUACAAUGGAGUGUGAGGAACAAUCAAUUGUAGUAUAUGAACACCAUGAAAACAAAUGGCGAUGCAAAGACCCAAAUAUAGAUUUCUGUGAAGAUUGGUCAGAGGUGCAACGAAUCACGACGUGUCUACUGGAUGGUAAAUCCUAUGACUCCUUGGUGGAUUUUGAUAACCACAUGGACGAUCUCAGGAAUGACUGGACAAACCCAGAGAUCAACAAAGCCGUCCUCCAUUUCUGCUGAUGCACCUUUGAAUAUCCGAGGGCAUUCUCUUGAUACAUGGAAACCCACUGACACGUUUGGCUGUAAUGAGUUACCCUUUUGAAUGUGAAGUCAGAGCAGUAAAAUGACAGUGAAAGCAUUGAACACUCCAGUUCACUGUGCCAAGAGAUGUGAAAUGUUUCAGUCUCCUGAUAAUUGACCCAAGAGUCCCUUUGGUUUUUUUUCAAGAAAACGGGAUUUGAAAUCAAAUUGCCCAUUUUGUUUUGGUUGGUUAAAUUGGGGUUUUCGAUAUUUCUAAAGAUUUGAAAUAUGUGUGUGAUUUCUAAAGUAUAUAAUCUUAGAAUAACUUGUAUUUUAAAGAAUUGUUUGAUUUAAAUUAGUUUAUGCUGCUCUUGACUCAGUUUCUAUCGGUAAUCUUUUUAUUCCAGUUGCUAAUGCAGUUCUCCAGUGUUAGGCAUUUGGCCUUUGAUUAAUUUACAACGGUCAGUGAGGAUGUUUUUCGGUUAAUUGAGAAAAUGAGUUUGAGGUUGGAGACUUUGGACAAACCAAAGUGCUUACAUUUCAAAGGUAUUUCAUUGGCUCAAAGCAUUUUUGGCUGCCUUGGGCUUGCAAAGGUGCUGCACAAGUCAUUCAUUAAUAGCAUUGUGUAGAAUCUAUUAAUUUGAAACUGAUGUUCUGUAUAAUAGCAGGCUAGUUUAAAUAUUUUUAAAAUCCAUUUGAGCACUACAUAGGACUAACUAUGCUUGAGCAUCUAAACAGGAUCCUUGUAAUCUGUAAUCUAUUAGAUGUUUUAAAGGAGAGCAAGAAAAUUAGUUAUGAAAUGUUCAUAAAACUUAAGGAUUACUUAUUUGUAACGCAGUGCUGGAGUAACCGAGCUGGUCAGGCAGCAUCUGUGGAAGAAAAUGUGCUGAUGACACUGCAGUUCAGGAAUUCAAUGUGUCCACUUCACCCCACGGAUGCUGCCUGACCUGAAUUCCUCUAGUAAUUUUUUUUUUCCCUCAAGGCACCAGCAUUUGUACUCUGGUCUCGGUUAUUGUAAUCGUUCCAUCCAACAUGGAUUUGUUUUUAUUGCAUCCAAACUUAGUUAGAAAACCACUGUUCUUCAAAUGAGAAAUCUCAGCAACCUAGAAUUUGUAACCUUUUUGUAAUCUAAUCUUAUUGUAGGGUAUAUUCCUGUUCGAAGAGUUUACUUGGGAUCUGAUAUCUGCAAAUACGAUUUUGUUUUGUCUUUAAUCUGUUUCUGCUAUUGUGCACAAGUUGCAUCUUUUAACUGUUAUCGCAUUAAUAUUUCCAAGGAAGGGAGAACUGAAAACAAUUCAAAGCAAUGUUGUUGCAUUGGAAGAAACUUGAAUUUCUAUUUAAGAGACAAAAUAUAGCUUUCCUCGUGGUUAACAUCUUUGUGUAACCUAUUAUAAAAUGUUUUUUGAUAACCAUCCAAGUUCUGUAGUUAACCUGUUGUAUGACAUACAUUUUCUUAAAACAAAAAACCUCAUGUGUAGGGUUGAAAAUAUUCUGCAUCCAAGUCAGAUUAAAAAGGCUAGAAACACUGAGCAUGUCAAACAAUGCCCGUGGAAGGAGAAGCAAUUAACAUUUUGGUCAAGGACCUUUCAUUAUAAAAGUCUUUAGCUUGAUGCAUCAACUCUUCAGCUGACCUGUUUCUAGCAUUUAUUUAAUACUUUCAGAUGCAAUUCUGAUUUGUUCAAGCCAAUUGCUUGAAAUCUAGUUUCAAAAGAACUUGCAGAUAUUUGGUGCUGAGCUAUGUACCAACAAGCAUGUCCUUGCGUUCAGACUUAAUGAGUUAUUUUGGAUUGGGAGGAUGGGAAUCAACUGGUCAUGGUGCUAGCAAUUUCCUGGCAAAUCAAAUUUAUUUUUGUGAAGUGUUUGGUUAUUACAUCACACCUUUGUUUCCUGAAGUACGUUCCAAGUAGAAAUGCAGACGGUUUGGGUCUGUAAAGUGUUUUGAGCUCUACAAGAAAAGCUAUUUUGUUUUUUCUUGCCGAGUUUCAAUUUAACAAAAUGGGAAGACGUGCGUGCACGUUUGCAGAGCACGAGCCAGAGAAGCUGGUCGCAGCUCAUCUAUCACUUGCUCAAGGAGGCAAUUGUCAUUCUUUCCCCUGAUCAUUCUUCCUGCUAUCAAAACAGUUGCCAGAAGAUUUUAUUUUAAGUUGGGUCACAGAUCCCUGUGUUUUCAAUGGAAUAAUAGUUUGAGGGUCUAAAUAGCCUGUCUAUUCCUUUUGAAGUUGUCAUGCUUUGGACUUGGUUCUAACAAACCACUCUACUGUUUAAAAUCAUUUAAAUGCAAACAUUACUUUUACAAAUACAAAGGAACACUUUACUUAACAUCAACCUCAAGUUUUGUUUGGAUGACAGUGGGAGAUAAACUGCUAGAAAGCAUCAAAGUAUUUUCCAUAAUUCCAGCCUUUUAAAUGUGUACAGUGAAACAGAAGCUUAUGGCAAUGUGGAUUGAGAAUUGGUAGCAUGAAGGGGAAACUGGGUUGGUGAAGUUGGUAAGAGGAAAUUAUUGAUAGCUUGAGUACAAUGCUGAAACUACAAUAGGAAAAUGUAUGGUAAGAAGCAAGAAUGUUUUGAUAGCAUUUGAUGUCUCAAAGCAUUCAUCCUUUUCAGAUCCUGAGCGAUCUCUCUAUUUUAGCACUAUGUAUUUAUUUUACAUUUCCAGCAGUUGAUUUUCAUCUCUAAUAAAACAAACAAACUACUUUCAAAA
Messenger RNA from Leucoraja erinaceus (little skate), 3520 nucleotides. RefSeq names its product ER membrane protein complex subunit 8 (gene emc8). Bases 214 to 819 code for a protein of 201 amino acids. The transcript is spliced from 5 exons. The record is from RefSeq and is a predicted model, not a curated record. Lineage: Eukaryota; Metazoa; Chordata; Chondrichthyes; Rajiformes; Rajidae. Gene Ontology annotation, cellular component: EMC complex.